CGGCAGGGUGGAUGGAGGAUGGAUGGAUGGCGGCUGUCGCCCGGCCGCGGGUCCUGCCGGCGGGAGAGGGGUUGGGUGCCGUGGCUGGGGGCGCUGAGGGAGCCUGGCCGGGCUGGAUGCCAUCCCCGCCUUGGGAAUGGGGAGGAGAGCCUGGCACGGCCUUCCUGCUCUGGGGGCCCACGCCAGUGCUUCGGCUGGGACUGACUCUAGAAGCGUAGAAUUAAAAACAAGCCAUGUUUUUUCCUCUUAACGAGAGUUGAAACAGAGGAAAGUAGGCCUUACUACUUUGCUCUGAGUUUUGAGGGCGAGUGGAGCUGCGCUCCGACCAGCGCUAGCUACAGAAGCUGCCUCUGAGGCUACUAGUGUCAGAUGUACAAAAUCUGCAAAGAAACUUGUAGACCAGCCCGUCCCGCCUCUCCAGCAGGUGCUGUCUGCCGCGUCAAGCUCCUAACGUGUGCUGCGUGCUCCAGCAAGCCAGUCUCGAGGAGCUGCUGCAGCCGGGAGGCUGCUCUGCGGGAACCCGGUAGCUCCAGGCAGCCUCGAGCAUCCCCCAGGAUGGAGAGCGGGAGACCUCUCCGGGAAACCCAUCCCGGCCUUUGAGCACCCUCGAGGCGUGAAAGCAAAAUGGCAGGAAACAGCCUGGUUCUGCCCAUCGUCCUGUGGGGCCGUAAAGCCCCCACGCACUGCAUAUCCACCCUGCUGCUCAUGGAGGACGCCUCCAUGAUCGUCACGGGGUGCCACGACGGGCAGAUAUGUCUCUGGGACCUCUCUCUGGACUUAGAGAUUAAUCCCAGAGCUCUGUUGUUUGGUCAUACAGCCUCAAUUACUUGUUUAUCAAAGGCCUCUGCUUCCAGUGAAAAGCAGUAUAUAGUGAGCGCCUCAGAGAGCGGGGAGAUGUGUCUGUGGGAUGUGAAUGAUGGGAGGUGCAUAGAGUUUACUAAACUCGCCUGCACACACACUGGCAUACAGUUCUAUCAGUUUAUGGUUGGGACUCAGCGUGAAGGGAGACUAUUAUGCCAUGGACAUUAUCCAGAAAUCCUUGUGGUGGAUGCCACCAGCCUUGAAGUUCUUUAUUCUUUAUUAUCAAAGAUAUCUCCUGACUGGAUCAGUUCCAUGACUAUCAUCCGAUCCAAUAGAACACAAGAGGACACUGUUGUCGCAGUUUCGGUGACUGGCAUCCUCAAAGUGUGGAUAAUAACCUCUGAAGUUAGUCGGAUGCAGGAUACAACACCAGUAUUUGAAGAGGAGUCAAAACCUAUUUAUUGUCAGAACUGUCAAAGCAUUUCCUUCUGUGGGUUUACCCAGCGGUCCUUGCUGGUAGUGUGCUCCAGAUACUGGAGGGUUUUUGAUGCUGGAGAUUAUUCCCUCUUAUGUUCAGUCCCUGGUGAAAACGAUCAGACCUGGACGGGCGGGGACUUUGUGUCAGCUGAUAAAGUGAUUGUAUGGACGGAAGAUGGACAAAGUUUCAUAUAUAAAUUACCAGCCAGCUGUCUACCAGCCAGUGAUUCAUUUCGCAGAGAUGUGGGGAAAGCAGUAGAAAAUUUAAUUCCGCCUUUAUUGUACAGUGUGUUGGACAGAGCAGAUAAACAGCUACUCAUAUGUCCUCCGGUUACCCGGUUCUUCUAUGGACACAGGGAGACUUCCUAUAAGCUGUUAAUCCAGGGAGACUCUUCGGGGAGACUCUGUAUUUGGAGUGUGCCUGAUACUCUUGAACAACAAGACAGUGCUAAAGGACUGCAAACAACCACUUCAAUAUCCCUCCAGGAAGCUUUUGAUAAACUUACUCCUCGCCCUGCUGGGAUUAUAGACCAACUAAGCCUAAUACCAAACAUCAACGAGCCACUUAAAGUCACGGCCAGCGUGUACAUCCCCGCCCACGGGCGUUUGGUCUGUGGCCGCGAGGACGGGAGCAUUGUCAUUGUGCCAGCCACACAAACGGCUAUCGUUCAGCUGCUGCAAGGGGAGCACAUGCUCAGGAGAGGUUGGCCACCUCACCGGACUCUCCGAGGCCAUCGAAACAAAAUUACAUGUUUACUGUAUCCUCAUCAGGUUUCUUCUCGUUACGAUCAAAGGUAUUUGAUCUCAGGUGGUGUGGAUUUCUCAGUCAUCAUAUGGGAUAUAUUUUCUGGAGAGAUGAAACAUAUCUUCUGUGUACAUGGUGGAGAAAUUACACAGCUUCUAGUUCCACCAGAAAACUGUAGCGCAAGGGUCCAGCACUGUAUUUGCUCUGUGGCCAGUGAUCAUUCCGUAGGUCUUCUGAGUCUGCGGGAGAAAAAGUGCAUCAUGCUGGCAUCCCGUCACCUCUUCCCUAUUCAAGUAAUAAAAUGGAGGCCUUCGGAUGACUAUCUGGUGGUGGGGUGUUCAGAUGGGUCUGUGUACGUCUGGCAAAUGGAUACCGGGGCGCUGGACCGGUGCGUGAUGGGGAUAACGGCGGUGGAGAUCCUGAACGCCUGCGACGAGGCGGUCCCGGCGGCUGUGGACUCCCUCAGCCACCCUGCUGUCAACCUGAAGCAGGCCAUGACCAGGCGCAGUCUGGCUGCGCUGAAAAACGUGGCCCACCAGAAACUGCAGACUCUGGCCACCAACCUGCUCGCUUCCGAGGCCUCUGACAAGGGGAAUUUACCCAAAUAUUCCCAUAACUCCCUGAUGGUUCAAGCUAUAAAGACUAACCUAACAGAUCCAGAUGUACAUGUGCUCUUCUUUGACGUAGAAGCCCUGAUAAUUCAGCUGCUGACCGAGGAGGCGUCCCGACCCAACACUGCUCUCAUCUCUCCGGAGAAUUUACAGAAAGCCUCUGGUGGGUCUGACAAAGGAGGCUCCUUUUUGACUGGUAAACGAGCAGCCGUCCUCUUCCAGCAGGUCAAGGAAACAAUCAAAGAGAAUAUAAAAGAGCAUCUUCUCGAUGACGAUGAUGAGGAUGAAGAAUCGAUAAGACAGAGGAGAGAAGACGGUGACCCAGAAUAUCGCUCUAGCAAAUCUAAACCAUUAACUCUAUUAGAAUAUAAUCUCACCAUGGAUACAGCAAAGCUUUUUAUGUCCUGUCUUCAUGCCUGGGGCCUGAAUUCUGUUCUAGAUGAGCUUUGCCUUGAUCGUCUUGGGAUGCUUAAGCCACACUGUUCGGUGUCCUUCGGCCUCCUCUCUAGGGGAGGCCACAUGUCCCUGAUGCUUCCUGGCUACAAUCAGCCCGUGGGCAAACCGUCCUACGAUGGUGUGGAGUUGGGAAGGAAAAUGUCCAUCACGGAAGGGCUCGGGAAGGGGACGUACGGUGUGUCACGUGCUGUCACCACUCAGCACCUCCUCUCCGUCAUCUCCUUGGCCAACACGCUGAUGAGCAUGACCAACGCAACUUUCAUCGGAGACCACAUGAAAAAAGGGCCGACGAGGCCACCUAGGCCAGGCACUCCUGAGAUGUCAAAAGUGAAGACACCCCCUUCGAUUUCAAGUCAUGCAGCCCAAGGACAAAUUAAGCAAGUUGCUCCUGCUGUUUCUUCUAGCACUGAAGCUGGUCACUCUGGCUCUGACACUGCUCCUCCUUUACAUACCUGUUUCUUAGUCAAUGAAGGGUGGAGCCAGCUCGCUGCUAUGCACUGUGUCAUGCUCCCCGACCUGCUGGGGCUGGAUAAAUUCCGACCUCCUCUUCUGGAGAUGCUGGCUCGCAGGUGGCAGGAUCGAUGCUUGGAGGUAAGAGAAGCUGCCCAGGCCCUACUGCUAGCGGAACUGAGGAGAAUCGAGCAGGCGGGUCGGAAAGAAACUAUCGAUGCCUGGGCUCCUUAUUUACCACAGUACAUUGACAGCGUUAUAUCACCUGGAGUAACCACGGAAGCCAUUCAGACUGGUAGUGCAAGCCCGGAUUCCUUGGGAACAGAAGCCAAAGUUCAGGAAGAAGAGCACGAUCUGGUUGACGAUGACAUCACGGCAGGUUGUCUGUCGGGUCUCCCACAAAUGAAAAAAAUAUCUACGUCCUACGAAGAGAGACGGAAGCAAGCCACGGCCAUCGUCCUGCUGGGGGUGAUCGGGGCGGAGUUUGGAGCUGAAAUCGAACCUCCAAAGCUGCUCACUCGGCCACGCAGCUCCAGUCAAAUUCCCGAGGGAUUCGGGCUGACCAGCGGUGGAUCGAAUUAUUCUUUGGCAAGGCAUACGUGCAAGGCGCUGACGUUCCUGCUGCUGCAGCCGCCCAGCCCCAAGCUGCCCGCGCACAGCACCAUCCGCAGAACCGCCAUCGACCUCAUCGGCCGCGGCUUCACCGUCUGGGAGCCCUACAUGGACGUCUCGGCCGUGCUGAUGGGCCUCCUGGAGCUCUGCGCCGACGCCGAGAAGCAGCUGGCGAACAUCACAAUGGGGCUGCCCCUGAGCCCCGCCGCCGACUCUGCCCGCUCGGCGCGACACGCUCUGUCCCUCAUCGCCACGGCCCGACCACCCGCCUUCAUCACCACCAUCGCCAAGGAGGUGCACAGACACACCGCCCUCGCCGCCAACACGCAGUCCCAGCAGAAUAUUCACACCACCACCCUGGCUCGGGCUAAAGGCGAGAUCUUGAGAGUCAUCGAGAUACUUAUCGAGAAGAUGCCCACCGACGUCGUGGACCUGCUGGUGGAGGUUAUGGACAUCAUCAUGUAUUGCCUUGAGGGAUCUUUAGUUAAGAAGAAGGGUCUUCAGGAAUGCUUCCCAGCCAUCUGCAGGUUCUACAUGGUCAGCUAUUACGAGCGGAGUCACAGAAUCGCAGUGGGAGCCCGCCAUGGUUCAGUGGCCCUCUACGACAUCCGGACUGGGAAAUGUCAGACUAUCCACGGCCACAAAGGACCCAUCACGGCGGUGGCUUUCGCCCCUGACGGCCGGUACCUCGCCACCUACUCCAACUCCGACAGCCACCUCUGCUUCUGGCAGAUGAACACCUCCCUCCUGGGGAGCAUCGGCAUGCUCAACUCUGCGCCCCAGCUCCGCUGCAUCAAAACCUACCAGGUGCCCCCCGUGCAACCGGCCUCGCCGGGCUCCCACAACGCCCUGCGCCUGGCGCGGCUCAUCUGGACCUCCAACCGCAACGUCAUCCUCAUGGCUCACGACGGCAAGGAGCAUCGCUUCAUGGUCUAGGGUACCCCCCGCGCUGGAACCCAGCUUCCUCCCUCCCGCCGUGCCCUCGGGGGCUCCGCCGACACCGUCCCCGUUUCCCCGGCGGCGCGGGAGCGGCGGAACCGGGGGCUGGUGGCACCAACCAGGCACCGCCCGGCCCCUCCCUCGCCCGUCAAACGCCUUUUCCCGUCGGAGGCUCUGGCAGGAUGGCAGUGUUUACCAAACGGCUCGUGUUUACAUGGACUUUCUCCCAGCCAGCACCCAGUGACGGCGCGGGGCGCGUCUCGGAGCUCGGCACGCGGGUUUCUCAGUGAGGGGCUCGUGGCCUCGGGACGGGGACGGGGGGAGUUUUGAGGGGGGUGGCCCGUGUUCCGAUCCGAAGGGGAUGUUUCCUCACGCAAAGUCUCAGUUUUCGAGAGAAUUGGAAGUGCUGCUGUGCCCAGUCACUGCUGUGGUCUGGGAGAAAGAUAAUAGUCCACGUGUAAAUAAUAAUUAAGAAUAAUCUCUUUAAGGUGGAAUAGCAAACUUGAAAAAAAGGAGUAUUUAUAUAUACAGGUGGUUUUUGUUACCAGUGCAGGUAUUUAUUUAAAAAAAAAAAAAGACAAAAUCUUUUUUUUCCCUAAAGCCGCUCCCAUUUGUGCCGGGCCGUGCUCGUGUCACCCCCACGGGAAGGACACGGGCCUGGAGGGGGCGGCUCUGGCUGGAAAAAUGAUGCAAAGUGUGGAGCAGGUAAGUUAUUUGAAUGGAGAUGUUGAAACAUUCUCUUCAGUAGGAACAUUCCUGUGUACCAUUAGCUGUGACUGUGUUUCCCUCUUCUUACAUAUCUAAUUUUGUGAAAUAUUUAAUAGUGUGAAAGUAUGCUGGUUUACGCUCACAGUAAAGAAAAAAAAAAUCUAUAAAAUACUAUUUUAUUUAAACAUAUUGAUGUAUAUGUUUGUAUAGCUUUUUCUUUGCCAUUUCUGUCUGAAAAGCUCACAGAACUAAGGAGGCUGUCUUUACAUAAUAAAGGAAAAACGGUACUUACAGAAUCUUCCCUUCCCCCAAAAGGAAUAAAUAUAUUAUUUUAAAAUGGCUUCUAAAUAUAAAAAACAUUGAUUUUCUUUUUUUAGGUGGCCCGUGUAGUACACCGUACACGGAAGUGAGAUUUAAAGUCCGGAGCUACAUAUCUGUUUGCUGUUUGAAAAUCAUUUUAAAAGUCUAAAAAGCAAGAAACUAAGACCGUUAGGAAUGUUUAACACAAACUGCCGUCAAGUUUAAUCUUCUCUGGCGGGAAUGUAGUGUCUAGUGGAGAACUCUGUGGUAGAACAUCAGGGUCUUUUCUACGUGAACUAAUGCGACGUGCAUGUACAUUGUGUUUAUACAGAUCUACGUGUAACCUUGGGGAUUAAGAGAAACACACAAGAGGGGAGAGCGGAGGCUUUUCACCCGUGGGAUGGAAGGUUGUGGUUUCGGCUCCCGAGGAGGCGCCGGGGCACGCUGCGGGCGUUCUCCCCCCGGCACCCCGGGACCCGAGCCCUGGGCGCGUGGUAGCUCACACAAGUGCAUUUGUUUGUGUGAAGCGAGAGGCCUGUGGGGGUUUCCCAGCUGUAGGAGCGAGCUGUAAUUUUCCUCACGGGCCUGCCAGGGGGUCGGUGUGGCCGGAGCCGCGGCACGGCUGGCGAGGGGGCUGUUUGCCCAGGAGUCGCCAGCCCCCGGCGUGACUCUGGUGGGGGCCGAGCGCGCGUGGUCCCCGACAGAUCCCUUCCCGUUAAACCCAGCCUCCGCCACAGUGACUUGCUUAAGCCCAGCCCUGAAAUCCUGCCCAGCCUGGCGCUCUCGGCACUGCGGUGAAAUGUGUAUUGUCAUUCCAGUGUAAGCUUUUAGUGCUUUAUUGAUUUGUUAGUGCUGUAUUUGGACUUGUCCUUGUAAAUGUAGAGACGUAUGUGGCUUCGUUGGCAGUUUACAAGCAAAAGAUGACAUGAUGAGACACCUGUAUGAAAAUGUUGUGAUGAUUGAAGUCACCGUGUAUGGGGAAUGGUUCAAGUGUCUGCCUCUCCAGCAACUUCUUGACAACUCCACUCCCCGUCCUCUGUAUGUAUUCAACUUCCCGGUGUAAAUAUGCUUGUGAAAUAAAAUGGAAUCAUGCUGAA
Athene cunicularia (burrowing owl) is the source of this 7196-nucleotide messenger RNA. RefSeq names its product WD repeat domain 7 (gene WDR7). The transcript has 28 exons. Gene Ontology annotation, molecular function: protein binding. Gene Ontology annotation, cellular component: cytoplasm. The record is from RefSeq and is a predicted model, not a curated record. NCBI's taxonomy places the organism in Eukaryota, Metazoa, Chordata, Aves, Strigiformes, Strigidae. Bases 625 to 5088 code for a protein of 1487 amino acids.